UAUGUUUGUUGCGGUACGUCUACUGGAAUCGAUGUUGAAAAAUGCGCUUUUUCUGUGUCUCUGCGUACGCAUCGCAUUUUUUUUUUGGAUAGGUUUGCGUUCGGCACAUCAUGUGGUUCUCACCGGCUCUCCAAAAAGGAAAUUAGUGAACACUUUAUUCUUUGCCUCAUCCUACUUCUUUCUUUUUGUCCGCAAUGUAACAUGCUGUUAUUUUCCCUUCCGCUUUUGCGCGGCAAAAAGAGCAUACUGUACAGCUGUUGUAUAUUUCUUUACAAUAUCACGACAUCAUUGUUGCCUGAAAAUGACUUGCGUCACCGGAGACGAAACCGGCAUUGUCAAAAUAUGGGACAUAUCAAAAAGCAGCGGCGCUACGCUGAAGUUCUCGUUCGGCGAACAGAGUCGCAAGCGCGCGAUAAUGGGAAUGUGCUGGCAGGAUAGCUCAACAUCGUCCAUUGCUUUUUCGUCAAACGAUGGAGUUGUUUCGCUGCUCAAUUUAUCCGAUCGAAUUAUCACCUCCUCUAUCAAAGCGGAUUGCGUUGCUGGAUUACCAAAUGCGAUGUCGUUCGUAAAGGGUAAGUUAGUUAUUCUUUCAAAAGACGGCAAGGUAACGUCGUUCAAUAACGAGCUUUCAGAUGCAAAUACAUUUGACGCCAAUGGACCUCUUGAUGCCGCACAUAUUCACCGCAAAUUUGGGAUGAUUGCCAUGGGAGGACGCGAAAACGACCUUUGCGUGUACGACCUUGCCUCCCAGCAGCUCGAUGUUCCUGUGUUUAAGGCACGCAACGUACGCGACCACAUUUUGGAUGUUCCGUACCCUGUUUUCGUGACAGGAACUUGUGUCAUUAAUCCGUACGUUUUUGCUACUUCUACCGCCUAUCAUCAGGUUCGUUUCUACGAUCGCCGGGCGAACGACAGGCCGGUGCAGGAGUUUGAAAUAAGCCGCGAAAUUGAGCGCCGGCCGACAACGAUGUUGCAAUGGAACGCAAACAAGUUUCUCAUCGGAGAGGCAAGCGGUGAUGUUCAUUUGUACGACACUCGCCGUGGUUUCACCUCUCGCGCCAAGCUUCGUGGCGGCGUGGGAAGCGUACGCUGCAUGGCAAAGCACCCUUCUGGUCAUCAGAUUUUAGGCGUUACGGGGCUGGACAGAAAGGCCCGUCUUUACCACGUUCCGACCGGUAAACUGCUGAUGUCCAUUUAUGUGAAACAGAAAUCCAAUUGCUUGCUUCUAGACAAGCAGAUGCCUCUCACUGAUAAAGUCUCGUCUUAUAGUGGUAUUGUCAAUACGAAGCAACCCGAAAAGGCAAACGCUCUCGGAGACGCUCUUUGGGAUGACAUGGACCCAGUGAUCGACGAACUGGAUGAAAAAGAGGUGGCUGGAAACGAGAUGAAGGAGCCGAAAACAAAAAUGCGCCGAACUGAAUACUAG
Leptomonas pyrrhocoris is the source of this 1426-nucleotide messenger RNA. RefSeq lists its product as hypothetical. Gene Ontology annotation, biological process: ribosomal large subunit biogenesis. The record is from RefSeq and is a predicted model, not a curated record. Bases 302 to 1426 code for a protein of 374 amino acids. Lineage: Eukaryota; Euglenozoa; Kinetoplastea; Trypanosomatida; Trypanosomatidae. Gene Ontology annotation, molecular function: protein binding. The transcript has a single exon. Gene Ontology annotation, cellular component: preribosome, large subunit precursor; nucleolus.